UUUUUUGAGAUCAAAAAAUCAAAAGAUUGAUUUUUAGUAAACAAAAUUAUUAAGAUCAUUUAGAUUUUCUUAAAUUUUAUGUUAUUUAUGUUACAAUAAUUAUAUAAAAGGAUGAAACUUUUAAUGAUUGAGAAGAAUCAAAUAUUAAAAUAUUAUUGUAAUAAAAAAUGAUAUCAACUCAAUUUCGUCAUUCCUCAUCCAUUAUUCGUCCUUUUAUCAAUUACACUUUGCAUCAUCCUUCAAAUUUAUUUCCUAUAACUUCAUCUUUUCUUAAAUCAAACAAAUUUUCAACAACUUCCCAUACGAGAAGUGAUAUUAAUGUAGCACCAGCACCACCAGGAAUACCUCAUUAUCUAACACAUGCUGACUUAUCUGCGAAAGAAAUUUAUAAUUUAUUAACUUUAGCUAUACAACAUAAAUAUAAUGUAAAAUAUUUAAAUAAAAGUUCAGGGGCACCUCUAGCCGGUAAAACUUUAGCCGUUAUGUUUUCAAAGAGAAGUACCAGAACCAGGGUUGCUACUGAAAGUGCAGUUGCAUAUCUUGGUGGACAGCCAAUGUUCUUGGGAUCACAAGAUAUUCAGUUGGGAGUAAAUGAAUCGUUAUUAGAUACGGCAAAAGUGGUCUCAAGUAUGGUAGAUGGUAUAAUGGCUCGUGUUGGGUCACAUUCUGAUAUUGAGACAUUGGCAAAAUAUUCAACAGUACCUGUAAUAAAUGCUCUCUCUGCUAAAUAUCAUCCAACACAAAUUUUAGCUGAUUUAAUGACUUUACACGAAAUAUAUGGACCCCAACCAUCAUCAUCAUCAUCAUAUGUAGCUCAUCAAACUCAUCCAAGCAAAACACUUCCAGGGCUACGUGUAGCAUGGGUUGGUGAUGGUAAUAAUAUAUUACACAGCAUGAUGGCCACAUUUCCUAAAUUAGGUGUACAUUUGAAUGUUGCUACACCGAGAGGAUAUGAACCUGACGAAGAAAUAGUUAGAUAUGCACAAACAGAAGCUGGAAAAACCAACACUGAUUUAAAUUUUAGUUUUGAUCCAAAGGAUGCCAUUAAGAAUGCUGAUGUCAUUGUUACUGAUACUUGGAUCAGUAUGGGACAAGAAGAAGAAAAAGCUCAACGUAUAAAAGAUUUUGCUGGAUAUCGAGUCACAUCUCAAAUGGCAAAAGAAGGUGGUGCAAAAUCUGAUUGGAAAUUUUUACAUUGCUUACCUAGGAAACAGGAAGAAGUUAGUGAUGAGGUAUUUUAUUCCCCAAGAUCUUUUGUAUUCCAAGAAGCCGAAAAUCGCAAAUGGACUAUUUUAGCCGUUAUUGAUGCACUAAUGGUUAAAAAGAGUUUUGAUUAAACUCUGUUUAUUUUAUAAUUUUAUAAAAUUUUCAUUGUUUUGAUAAUCACUUUUAUUCUUUUGUAAUAAGAAUUAUAAAAAAAAAAA
Rhizophagus irregularis DAOM 181602=DAOM 197198 is the source of this 1424-nucleotide messenger RNA. RefSeq lists its product as uncharacterized. Gene Ontology annotation, molecular function: ornithine carbamoyltransferase activity; amino acid binding. NCBI's taxonomy places the organism in Eukaryota, Fungi, Glomeromycota, Glomeromycetes, Glomerales, Glomeraceae. Gene Ontology annotation, cellular component: mitochondrion. The record is from RefSeq and is a predicted model, not a curated record. Gene Ontology annotation, biological process: L-citrulline biosynthetic process.